Messenger RNA from Haemonchus placei, 720 nucleotides. The record is from the annotation of a GenBank genome assembly. NCBI's taxonomy places the organism in Eukaryota, Metazoa, Nematoda, Chromadorea, Rhabditida, Trichostrongylidae.
AUGAAAGGGCUUCUGGAACUGCGACUUUCCAUGGAUGGCGUGGGUCGACAUGAUAAACUCGGACAGCCUCUCACUCUGCUCAUUCCAUUCCAUUCCAUGAGUCCCCAUGCGGAGCUCUUCAGCCGCCCUUCUGGGGCCAAUCUUGCCGAACAAACCCCCGACGAUGACCCUGAAGAAACUGUGGUCUUCUCUGUGAAAGAAAAGGUGAUCGAAUCACGGUGGUGUGUUCUACCAUAUAAAGGGUUCAUCGCCGAAACUCCUGUAUCCACCUUCGGCGAAAUCAUCUCUCUAGCAUUCGAUGAUGUGAACAGCUCUUAUAAUGCAGCCAAGCACUCCCGUUUCGACGAAAUGUACCACCCGCAUCUGGGCACAUUCCGGGAACGAAAAAUGUACACAUCACUGGCACCAAGUCUGUGCAUACCGUGGAGGAAUCGACGAUGCUUGUACGAACUCUCUCCUUACAAGGCGUACUCACCGAAACAGAGCGAGUGGCUGGUAGAGCGUGAUAGAAACUAUCGAGUAAUGCUUCCUCGCACUACAAUGAAAACACACAGUCAUUACGAGAUGCUGCGGGUACCGAGCCUCAGACGCUGCUACACUUUACCUACAAGCACCACAAGGUUCGAGAACUAUUUUCGAUACUGGCGUGGACGAGUUUGUGGCCUCGACUAUAUCGCACCGUUCCUUCAACCGGAUGACUGGAGACCAGGAGAGGUUUGA